GUUUUAAUUUAUAUAUUUAACGAUUAUUUUCACAAUCAUCCGAUAUUAAUUACCAUUGCAUACAUAAUUAUCUAAGUGAUUGUUGUAAAUAUCGGAUGAUCCUUGUAUUUUAGUCUUAAUUUUACUCAAUAGUGUAUUUUCAGGAUGUUGAUGCCAAAACAGAACCGUGUCGCAAUCUACGAGCACCUCUUUAAGGAGGGAGUUAUGGUGGCCAAGAAGGACUACCAUGCACCAAAACACCCAGAAUUAGAGCAAAUUCCAAACUUGCAAGUUAUUAAGGCUUUGCAGUCGUUGAAAUCUAGAGGAUAUGUUACUGAACAAUUUGCAUGGAGGCAUUUCUACUGGUAUCUGACAAAUGAAGGUAUCGAAUACUUGAGGACAUACUUGCACUUGCCCCCAGAGAUUGUGCCCUCCACCCUCAAACGCCAAACCAGGCCCGAAUUGGCCAGGCCAAGACCGGCUGCCGGCCCAAGGACUGAAGGAUCUCGUCCAGCUGAAGACAGAUCUGCCUACCGCAGGGCACCAGGUGCACCUGGUGGCGCUGAUAAGAAGGCUGAUGUCGGUGCUGGCACUGGGGACUUGGAAUUCCGUGGUGGAUAUGGACGUGGCAGACCUGCACCUCAAUAAAUUUAUAUAAAGUAAUUUAUAAUAAAAUAUCAAUAAAACAUCUUAUUGAUAAAC
Messenger RNA from Ctenocephalides felis (cat flea), 681 nucleotides. It is a transcript of the gene RpS10b, whose product is annotated as 40S ribosomal protein S10. Bases 145 to 627 code for a protein of 160 amino acids. The transcript has 4 exons. Lineage: Eukaryota; Metazoa; Arthropoda; Insecta; Siphonaptera; Pulicidae. Gene Ontology annotation, cellular component: cytosolic small ribosomal subunit. The record is from RefSeq and is a predicted model, not a curated record. Gene Ontology annotation, molecular function: RNA binding; structural constituent of ribosome.